AGUGGGGUGGUGUUAGUAUAUUUACAAAUUAUUGGACGUCAAUGCAAUAACGCCUUUAACUGUAGAUUCGGGAAGAUGAUAAAGCGAAUAAAACGACGGCGUUUAAUGAUAAUAGUUUCGAGUUUCGACAACAGUGGCAAUGUUUUCAUCUUCGAUUAGGUUAAUCGUAUCUGGAUCCCACCGGACUCAAACCCUAAAAUCGCCGUCAAAUUCUCCGAGCGUCUUCAUCUCCGUACCUAAAUUCUUUAACUCUGAGUCAAAUUCGACGGGAACCGGUUCAAGAUCCGUAGCGAUGAGCAGCGUAGAGAAAACCGGGUCGGAUUCAGGAGCAAUCGAGAAUCGAGCGAGCAGGAUGAGAGAGAAGCUUCAAAAAGAGCUCGAUCCAGUGGAGCUCGUGAUCGAAGAUGUUUCGUAUCAGCACGCAGGUCACGCCGGAAUGAAAGGUAGAACCGACGGAGAGACUCAUUUCAAUGUGAAGAUCGUUUCUAAAGGAUUCCGAGGAAUGAAUCUGGUUAAGAGACACAGGUUGGUCUACGAUUUGCUCCGGGAAGAGCUCGAUACUGGAUUACACGCUCUUUCCAUCGUCUCCAAGACGCCGUCUGAGUCUCCUCCAUAAGGCUAAUAGUGCCUGUACUGAAUAAUGUAUCUUCUGUGACAUUGAUGAUGCUUAUUGAAGCUUUAAAGCUUAAGUUGUUGUUAAAAAAAUCCAACUCUUUUCGAUUUAAAGAUUGAAUUUUUCCCA
Arabidopsis lyrata subsp. lyrata is the source of this 742-nucleotide messenger RNA. Its product is annotated as protein BOLA1, chloroplastic. NCBI's taxonomy places the organism in Eukaryota, Viridiplantae, Streptophyta, Magnoliopsida, Brassicales, Brassicaceae. Bases 140 to 616 code for a protein of 158 amino acids. The record is from RefSeq and is a predicted model, not a curated record. The transcript has a single exon.